GUACUCGUAACACUGAAUUAAUUGUAAUUAUUAAGUGUAAUUAAUGAUUAAUUUUUUGAGUUAUAAAAUUCACGCCAUUUCAGUUUAUUUAACCAGUUUUGUUGAUGCUAUCUCUCUAUAGUAAAAGAUUUGAAAAUUUAUUGAAGAAUGGCGCAAAGGUUCCCAGUACCGACUGCAAACAAUAAUGGACCACCGUCCCAAAGAUAUCCUCCACCAGCUGUACCGCCCAAUCUACGUCAAUAUCCUGGCCCAAACUUUCCGAUGCAACCACGAACUGGAUUUACACCACCUCCACAAAUGGGUACCGGUGGUCCUGGACCAGGAGGAAUAAUGAGACCUAAUCAAUCCUAUUCAAAUAUGAGACAAGGACCAAUGACUGCUCCGCCGGGUAGUAAAAGGACAGAUCAACGUAUACCAAUAUCACAACAGAAACCGUAUUUUUGGAACAGUGAUUUUUCACAUUCCACAUCAAAGAAGAAGAAGAAAUUGGCUGACAAAAUAUUACCGCAAAAAGUAAGAGAUUUGGUACCAGAGUCACAAGCAUACAUGGAUUUACUUGCUUUUGAACGUAAAUUAGAUGCAACAAUCAUGAGAAAGCGUUUAGAUAUUCAAGAAGCACUCAAACGUCCAAUGAAACAAAAGCGAAAAUUAAGAAUAUUUAUUUCAAAUACAUUUUAUCCAGCUAAAGAGGCUGGUGAAGGUGAAGAAGGCUCUGUAGCAUCUUGGGAACUUCGGGUAGAAGGUCGAUUAUUAGACGAUACAAAAAAUGACCCUAAUAAAGUGAAAAGAAAAUUUUCAUCAUUUUUCAAAAGUUUGGUUAUUGAAUUAGACAAAGAUUUGUAUGGACCUGAUAAUCAUUUAGUAGAAUGGCAUCGUACGUUGACAACACAAGAGACAGAUGGGUUCCAGGUCAAACGUCCUGGUGAUAAAAAUGUUCGGUGUACUAUUCUUUUACUUUUGGAUUAUCAGCCAUUGCAGUUUAAGCUCGAUCCACGACUUGCACGUUUACUAGGCGUUCAUACUCAAACUCGACCUGUAAUAAUUUCUGCUCUUUGGCAGUAUAUAAAAACUCACAAACUUCAGGAUAGUCAUGAAAGAGAAUUCAUAAACUGUGACAAAUAUCUAGAACAAAUAUUUGCUUGUCCUCGUAUGAAGUUCGCUGAAAUACCUCAACGCUUGAAUCCUCUUCUUCAUCCACCGGAUCCAAUUGUUAUUAACCAUGUUAUUAGUGUAGAAGGGACCGAAACAAAACAAACUGCUUGUUACGAUAUUGAUGUUGAAGUUGAUGAUACUUUAAAAACUCAAAUGAAUAAUUUCUUAUUAUCUACAGCAAGUCAGCAAGAAAUUCAAAGCUUAGAUAAUAAAAUUCACGAAACAGUUGAAACAAUAAAUCAACUGAAAACAAACCGAGAAUUCUUUUUAAGUUUUGCUAAAGAUCCGCAGCAGUUUAUUAAUAAAUGGAUUAUUUCACAAACUCGAGAUUUAAAAACUAUGACUGAUGUUGUUGGUAACCCAGAAGAAGAACGAAGAGCUGAAUUUUACUAUCAGCCUUGGGCUCAAGAAGCCGUUUGCAGAUACUUUUAUACAAAAGUUCAACAAAAACGAGCAGAAUUGGAACAGGCUCUAGGUAUCCGAAAUUCAUAAAACUAUUUAUUGAUAAUUUACUUAAGUAUAUAUAAAACUUCAUUUAUUGUUGACUUCUACAUCAAAUAUUAUUCUGUAUUUUAAUAUUUAGUGGAUGAUAAAAAUUGUAAUAACUGAAAUUAUUUCUAUAAAUCCAAUCGUUAUAUUGGUUCGUAUGAGUCUUUUUUAAAAUAUAGA
Cotesia glomerata is the source of this 1821-nucleotide messenger RNA. RefSeq names its product brahma-associated protein of 60 kDa (gene Bap60). Gene Ontology annotation, biological process: regulation of transcription by RNA polymerase II. Gene Ontology annotation, cellular component: nucleus; SWI/SNF complex. Lineage: Eukaryota; Metazoa; Arthropoda; Insecta; Hymenoptera; Braconidae. The transcript has 6 exons. The record is from RefSeq and is a predicted model, not a curated record. The coding region runs from base 148 to 1644 and encodes 498 amino acids.